Letharia columbiana is the source of this 1971-nucleotide messenger RNA. RefSeq lists its product as uncharacterized. The transcript is spliced from 14 exons. The coding region runs from base 1 to 1971 and encodes 656 amino acids. The record is from RefSeq and is a predicted model, not a curated record. Lineage: Eukaryota; Fungi; Ascomycota; Lecanoromycetes; Lecanorales; Parmeliaceae.
AUGGAAACCACGUCUACACCGCCUUUGGAUAAUACAACUCCGCCCCAAGCCUCUCAUGGACAUCUCCAUACCGGCCGACGCCUAAGAAAAUUACUCAGGCCGAACGGAAGAAGAGUACACAUCGCUGGUACACCAGAAGAGUAUGUUCAUCUUACGCGUACUCUACCCAACAUUGAGCCAGACGACAACUUCGAUUGCUACCUCCAGGGUUCGACGGAACACCUCGAAGCAGUGAGAGAGAUCCACGCAUUUCAUGAGAAUCGGAGUCAUGAUCUUCGCACUCAACAUGGCUCGAUUUAUGAAGAAUUCGAGCUCGUCAGAUCAGAGCUUGAUACAUUGGCAGACGAACUUCUGCAUCUGAGUAACCAUGGUGUGGCCCUCGACGCCAAUUUCUCGAAAUUCGGCUAUGACGCCCAUAUCAGAACAAAAGAUUCAGACUCUUCCACCAGCUCUCUAAGCGGUGACCUGUCUUCUUCUCAUCGUGACUGGGAAGCCGAGCGGCGGAAAGGCCAGGCUUUGAAGUUCUGGAAAAAACCAAUAGUACGCCAGUAUUGGCACAGAGGCCUUCUCUGGCGAGCGUCCGAAGUCGAAGAGGUAGCUUCUUUCGAGCUUUUCGUCGAUCUGCUUUACGUUGGAAUUAUCUCUGUCAUAGGGGACACUGCCGCAGAGAACGCAACAGGCUUUAACUUGCUCAAGUUCACUGUCACGUUCGCCCUGGCGUUCAAGAUGUGGACCGACCUUACUCUGCUAGUAUCCUGGUUUGAGACAAAUGACAUUUUCCAGCGCAUUCUUGUGCUUUUUCUGAUGAUAUGUCUCUUCGGCUUCACCUUGAACAUCGCCCAGUCUUUUGAGACUACGUGGAUACCACUUAUCGCAUUCUACCUCGCUCAAAGGCUGUUCCACGCCGUCCAUUUUUUGUGGAUUGGAUAUCUAUUGCCAAUGGUGCGAGUAUACAUGAUAAUCAACGCCAUUUGCACUGCUAUUCCUGCUGCAGUCUGGGUCGCCAGCGUUCAAGUCGAAUACCCUGAUCGCUUGGCCUUGGUUUGGAUUGCGAUCGUUUUGGACUUGUUCGGGGUACUAUGCGUAGUAUUUCUCAGGCGGUGGGCCGAAGUAAAACACUCGUCAUGGGUAGCAAAUCAUCCCAAGUAUUUCGAUUUCCUUCCAGCUAUCAACAUUGAGCACAAGACGGAGCGGACCAAUGCAUUCGUCACCUUGGUAUUUGGGUACAGCGUUGUUGCCCUCUUGUUUCAGAACAAAGCCGCUUAUGGAAUCAAUGCAUUCUUCGGUAAAGCUGUCUUAGGCCUAAUUCAGGCCUUCAGCUUCAAUUGGCUAUAUUUCGAGAUUGAUUCGUGGAACCUACACACACAUGCCAUCCGCCGGCACUUCAUGACUUCCAUUAUUUGGACUACAAUUCAUUUUCCAUUCAUCAUGGCCUAUGUCCUGGCUGGGGCAUCUCUGUCCCGGCUGGUAUUGGCGACCGACUGUCAUGAUGCCAAUGUUGAUGACUUGACAGACGCAUAUACUGCUAGCUCUAAGUCAGAGUUAUCAUCUGGGUUACGAUGGUUUUACUGUGCAGGCCUGGGGGUUGCUUUACUUUCCAUGAGCAUCAUAUCCUUAUGCCACGUCCAUAAAGAAUUUGACGGCGAGCGUAUUGGGAAGCGUUACCGGAUCUCCCUACGAGUCUCUGUGGCUAUCAUUCUCAUCUUCCUACCACUAGCCGACUCUCUUAGCUCGCUGAAACUAGUAUCUAUCACAACUGGGUUAAUAGUGCUCACGUUGAUGAUUGAUGUUUAUGGAUCAACGUCAAUACAUGAUGAUUUCUGGAAGUGCACGACACAAUGCAGGUACCGCGCAAAUUGCCACAUUAAGAAGAAGUUGGCCAUGGACGCAGUCAAAAAGGGGGCGACCAUCAGAUUGGAUGAGGUUCGACUUGAAAUAGGUCGUGAAAAAGCCUACUAUGAUCAAGUCUGA